AUGUCCGACACCGAUUUCGAGACGAUCAGGAAGCUACAGGCUGAGAGGAAUGCUGCCUCUGCUGGUAAGAAGGGAUCGAAGACAUUUGAUCCGUCAAGUCAGCGAACUGAUGUUUCCACCAAGGCCUCCCUGACAGAAAGCUUCGAUACCAGUCUUUAUGAGCGCGAUGGCGUUGAUAGAUUCGCAGGCUAUAACACUUCCAUUGCGGUGACAGAUGGUGACGACGAUGAAAUGGAAGAAGCUGAUACCAGUCGGCGAUUGGUAGGCCAGUACACAGCUUCCAAGGAACAAAUGAACGAGUUCGCGCAUGGUAACGGGGUUGAGGAGGAAGACAUUCUUCUGGGCAGAGAGAAAAGUGCACGAAUCUCAGAUCGCGAAACAGACUACCAGAAGCGUCGACACGACCGAGUCUUAACUCCCACCAGAGCUGAUGGAAAUGCCGAGAGCUACAGAGAUGUUAUGGCCAGGAGAGAACUCGAGCGUGAAGAGGAAAGGGUUAGGAAAGCCAUCGAGGAGAAGAAGGCCAACGGCGAGGUUGUCCACCAUACUGCAACGCUGAUCAAGGAAGAUAGUGGCGAUAAGGAGAACGACGAAGCUGGCUCUACCGAAGCUGUCGCAAGCGGGCGCAAAAGAAAGAAGAGAUGGGAUGUGGGCGUUGAAGAAGAUGCCAAUAUGGCUCCGCCGUCAACGGAGGGUAAAACUAAACGUUCAAGAUGGGAUCAAACACCAGCAGUUGGAGGUGUCUCAGUUGAUGAAACGCCUAAGAGAAGAUCUAGAUGGGAUCAAGCACCUGCUGCCACUCCUAUGGGCAAUCAAGGAUUGGUAACUCCAAUGCAUCCAUCGCAAAUGGGUGGCCCAGCUAUACCAACUACAUUCGGGACCGAUAUCUCAUCAAGAAAUGCACCACUUUCAGACGAGGAGCUGGACAUGAUGCUGCCAUCUGAAGGCUACAAAAUUCUAGAACCUCCGCCUGGUUACGCUCCAAUCCGGACUAUUGCACAAAAGGUCAUGGCUACACCAUUACCUGCUGGUGGAUUCAUGAUGCAAGAUCCCGAUAGUGGAAGACAAUUAGCGAAGCAACUUCCAACAGAAAUACCAGGCGUGGGAGAUCUACAAUUCUUCAAGGCGGAGGAUAUGGCAUAUUUUGGAAAGCUCACUGAUGGUAGCGACGAAAACUCAAUGAGUGUCGAAGAACUCAAGGAAAGAAAGAUCAUGAGACUUUUACUUAAGGUCAAGAAUGGUACACCACCGAUGCGAAAGACAGCUUUGCGUCAACUCACUGAUAACGCCAGACAAUUUGGUGCUGGACCUUUGUUCAAUCAAAUUCUUCCAUUGCUUAUGGAAAAGACGUUGGAGGACCAAGAGCGCCAUUUGCUAGUCAAGGUUAUUGACCGUAUUCUCUACAAGCUUGAUGAUCUUGUCAGACCAUAUGUUCACAAGAUUUUGGUCGUUAUUGAACCAUUGCUUAUCGACCAAGAUUACUAUGCUCGAGUUGAAGGUCGAGAAAUUAUCUCCAAUCUCAGUAAAGCAGCAGGGUUGGCUCACAUGAUCAGUACUAUGCGACCAGAUAUUGAUCAUGUUGAUGAAUAUGUCCGAAACACAACUGCGAGAGCCUUUGCUGUUGUCGCGUCUGCACUGGGCAUCCCUGCACUUCUUCCAUUCCUACGAGCGGUUUGUAGGAGUAAGAAGUCAUGGCAAGCAAGACAUACUGGUGUUAAGAUCGUUCAACAAAUUCCUAUCUUGAUGGGUUGUGCCGUCCUCCCCCAUCUGAAAGGGUUGGUUGACUGUAUCGGUGGUAAUCUUAAUGACGAUCAGACAAAGGUUCGAACUGUCACCAGUUUGGCAAUUGCAGCUUUAGCGGAGGCAGCAAAUCCUUAUGGUAUUGAAAGUUUCGAUGAUAUUUUGAACCCCUUGUGGAGCGGAUCAAGGAAACAACGUGGAAAGGGUCUCGCUGGUUUCUUGAAGGCUGUUGGAUACAUCAUUCCUUUAAUGGACGAAGAAUAUGCCAACUACUAUACGGGCCAAAUCAUGGAGAUCCUCUUAAGAGAGUUUUCAUCUCCUGACGAGGAAAUGAAAAAGGUAGUGCUCAAGGUUGUUUCACAGUGCGCUGGGACCGACGGAGUUACGGCAGGAUAUCUGAAAGAGAACGUACUAGAUGAAUUUUUCAAAAGUUUCUGGGUUCGGAGAAUGGCAUUGGAUAAGCGUAACUAUAGACAGGUGGUUGAAACCACAGUUGAUCUGGGACAAAAGGUCGGUGUUGGCGAAAUUGUUGAGCGCAUCGUCAACAACUUAAAGGAUGAAAGCGAGGCGUACCGCAAGAUGACUGUGGAGACGAUUGAGAAGGUCAUUGCUAGUCUUGGUGCUGCAGAUAUCGGUGAAAGACUUGAAGAACGACUUAUUGAUGGUAUCUUGCACUCUUUCCAGGAACAGAGUGUCGAGGAUAUUGUUAUGUUGAAUGGGUUCGGAACUGUGGUCAACGCUCUUGGUACGAGAUGUAAGCCAUACCUUCCCCAGAUUGUCAGUACCAUUUUGUGGCGAUUAAACAACAAAUCCGCGACUGUUCGACAGCAAGCGGCGGACCUUAUCUCUCGAAUAGCAAUGGUUAUGAAACAGUGUGGUGAAGAUGCUUUAAUGGGCAAGCUAGGUGUUGUGCUCUACGAAUACCUCGGUGAAGAAUAUCCCGAAGUUCUUGGAUCUAUCCUUGGCGCCUUGCGUUCUAUUGUCACUGUGGUUGGUAUCAACCAAAUGCAACCUCCAAUCAAGGAUCUACUUCCUCGACUUACACCAAUUUUACGAAAUCGGCACGAGAAGGUACAAGAAAAUACCAUUGAUUUGGUUGGUCGUAUCGCUGAUCGUGGGCCUGAGAGUGUUAAUGCUAGAGAAUGGAUGAGAAUCUGUUUCGAACUUCUAGAUAUGCUCAAGGCUCACAAGAAAGGUAUUCGUCGAGCUGCCAAUAACACGUUCGGUUUCAUCGCCAAAGCCAUUGGACCCCAGGAUGUUCUCGCGACUCUCUUAAACAACCUUCGAGUUCAAGAACGUCAAUCUCGUGUCUGUACAGCUGUAGCAAUUGGUAUUGUUGCAGAAACUUGCGCUCCAUUCACAGUCCUUCCAGCAUUGAUGAACGAAUACCGUGUACCCGAACUCAAUGUUCAAAAUGGUGUCCUCAAAUCGCUUUCCUUCCUCUUUGAGUACAUUGGUGAGAUGGCCAAAGAUUAUGUCUAUGCUAUCACACCUUUACUUGAAGAUGCAUUGAUUGAUCGUGACCAAGUUCAUAGACAGACUGCUGCCUCGGUUGUCAAGCACGUAGCACUGGGUGUGGUUGGUCUUGGUUGUGAAGAUGCUAUGCUUCAUCUUCUCAACUUACUAUACCCAAAUCUCUUCGAGACGAGUCCUCACGUCAUCGACCGCAUUGUCGAAGCUAUUGAAGCUAUCAGGAUGGCAAUUGGACCAGGUCUGGUUCUCAACUAUGUCUGGGCUGGGUUAUUCCAUCCAGCACGCAAAGUUAGACAACCUUAUUGGACGCUCUACAACAGCGCUUAUAACAAGGAUUGCGUCCACUCUCUGGACGUUAUUGCGGGGUAUCCAAAUGCAUCAAAAACAGGGGUACCAGCCGAGCCAGCCUUCACCCAAGCAUCGCCCCGCAUAAUUUCCCCAAGAUGCGGAGCAGAAAAGGAAAAGAAAGUGGAAAAGAUCAUCCAAACCAGUUUUCCGGCGCCGUGCCCUGUUGAUAUCCACUGCUUCAAUUACGCCAAGGUUUACCACAAUACAUUCUCACGCCAAAUACCCGAACACUUGAGACGUGUGUCAGUAUACAAUGUCAACGGUUCAGUCACCAGCCCAGAAGCAUUGACAGGAACCGGGUGUUCAAGCUCGGCGACUUUUGCCUCCUCUUCUGCUGUUACUUAUGACUUCAAAAAGAACAUCGCCGGUAUCGUCUCCUUCAACGUUGAUUCUGUCAAUGGAGACGGGGAUCAAUUUAUCGGGAUUAGCUUUACUGAAAGUUCACUGUGGAUUAACGAGAACGGUUGUGAUGCCACAGCUGACGCAGGAAUUGAUGAAGCUUUAUGGUUUUCAGUCACAAGUGGCGGCUUUUACAAAGCCGAAACACAACACCAACGAGGUGGAUUCAGAUAUUUAAAUGUCUAUCACAAUACCUCCGGAUCUGUUGAAGUCUCAAACUUGACUAUACAAUACACGGCUGUACCUCAUAAAGCAGAGAACGAACUCAGAUCCUAUACAGGCUACUUCCAUAGCAACGACGACCAGAUUAACCGAGUAUGGUAUGCCGGAGCUUACACUAAUGAUAUGUGUACUAUCGAUCCUACAGCUGGCAAUUCAUUAGUUCAUCUAGGCGUGAUCAACUCAAAUAGUACCAUCACUGAGCCCGUUACAUGGUGGAAUAAUUACACUAUUGCCAAUGGUACUAGUGUUCUCACAGAUGGUGCUAAGAGAGAUCGUCUUGUAUGGCCUGGAGACAUAGCAAUUUCCGGGCCUUCAGUGUUCGUUUCAACUAAUGACAUGAUAACCAUUAAGAAUUCUCUCGACUCAUUACUAGUACUCCAAAACUCAUCGGGGGCACUACCAUACGCCGGAAUCCCCUUCACUACGAUCUUGAACACCUGGAGUUUUACCUAUCAUCUUCAUUCACUAAUCGAUAUUCACGAUUACUAUCUGUUCACCGGGGAUGUUGGCUAUUUACAAGAACAUUGGGGACAAUUCAAGUUGGGAAUGAAUUACUCCCUGAGCUUCAUUGAUGAGACGAAGAUGGCCAAUGUUCCCGUAGGCAAUGCUGAUUGGUUACGGGUCGGUAUGGGUGGUCAUAAUAUCGAGGCGAACUCUAUUCUGUACUACACUCUCAAUCUAGGCAGGAAGCUUUCAAAGGUUCUUAAUGACUCAGCUGCUACUUCGUCAUGGCCAAGUUACGCAGCUGGCAUCAAGUCAGCCGCGAACGCCAACCUUUGGGACAAUACAGCAAAUCUUUUUCGGGAUAAUGAUACCCUUCCUUUAACAACACUCCACCCACAAGACGGAAAUGCAUGGUCCAUCUUCUCUGGCUUGGUAGAUUCUCCAUCCCGCGCACUUCUGGUCUCCGACUCUUUGGCCGCCCGCUGGAAUGAAUUUGGUGCUCCGGCCCCCGAAGGUGGUGGUAAUGUUGUUUCCCCCUUCGUCAGCAGUUUUGAAAUCCAAGCGCAUUAUCUAGCUGGUCGAGCCGAUCGUGCUGUCCAAAUGAUUAAAUUCAUGUGGGGAGAUUUCAUGCUGGACGAUCCACGCAUGACGAAUAGCACUUUCAUUGAAGGAUAUUCAACAGAUGGUAGUCUACACUAUGCCCCAUAUAAGAAUGAUCCGAGAGUAUCGCAUGCCCAUGGCUGGAGUACGGGUCCUACAUCUGCACUUACGUUCCAUGGAGCAGGAUUGAUGGUUACCAGUGGUGCUGGAAAGACUUGGAGUGUGGCUCCAAAUCUAGGAGGCUUGACAGAUGUGGAGGCGGGGUUUCAGACUUCUCUUGGUAGCUAUGCGGUCAAGGCCGUGGGCAAAUCAGGAAAGUUGACAAAUAUUGAAAUUACCACUCCAGUGGGUACAACGGGUUCUAUUAGUGUGCCAUAUACCAACCAAACCGCAACAAUGAGUUUGCAAAGAAAGGAUGGAAGCUCUGCUGCUACAACAUACCAUAUUGCGGCGGGUAAUGCGACAAAUGGGAAAUAUGCAGUUGAAGAUGUGGCUGGAGGAAACUGGACUGUAACGAUAACUUAUUAA
Sclerotinia sclerotiorum 1980 UF-70 is the source of this 5754-nucleotide messenger RNA. RefSeq lists its product as hypothetical. Lineage: Eukaryota; Fungi; Ascomycota; Leotiomycetes; Helotiales; Sclerotiniaceae. Gene Ontology annotation, biological process: spliceosomal complex assembly; carbohydrate metabolic process. The coding region runs from base 1 to 5754 and encodes 1917 amino acids. The transcript is spliced from 6 exons. Gene Ontology annotation, cellular component: U2-type prespliceosome; U2 snRNP; catalytic step 2 spliceosome. The record is from RefSeq and is a predicted model, not a curated record. Gene Ontology annotation, molecular function: mRNA binding.